AUUCUUACAUUAAAAAUUAAAUAAAAAUAGUACUAUUAAUCGAUGAAAUAAAAUAAUAAGUUUCACAAAUAUUAAUAUUAAGUGUAAUAUGGUUUGGUAUAAUAACAAAAUAAUUUUCAUAACGUACAAUUCAAAAUAUGGUGCAAUAUUAAUAAGUUGAGGUUAUAAAGCCGGUAAAAUAUUUUUAUUAAAUUAUCCGUUAUUUAAUUGAUAAUUAUUCAAAAAUUCAUAUUACAAGUUACCUCUAAACGAUUUUUUGAUAAGUAAAGGCAAUAGACAAUAAUGGAGCGUAUUCAAUUUCCUGUAAUAGAUGAAAAAGAUCCACAACAGAUUUUUUCUCGAAUGCUGACAGAGCGUCUUAAACACAAUAAUGACCAGACAAAGUGGUGGAAUGAUUACAAAAAAAGGCAUGAAAAGGUAAUUGAAGGAUUACAAAUACUUCCUCAAGAUCUUUCUUCAAAUUGCAUGGUACCAAUUGGUAAACGUGCAUUAAUGAAAGGAAAGUUAACUCAUACAAAUGAAAUUAUGGUUUGCCUUGGUGAUGGUUACUUUGCUAAAUACAGUGCAUCACAAGCAAUUGCUCUUUGUGAACGUAGAAUCAAAAGAGCAAACGAAAUGUUGGAGCACUUAGAAAAAGAAAAAAAUCUAUUUGAAAUGAGACAAUUGAUUCCGAACAUAUAUAAUGUAUUUGAAAAUCCAGGCCAAAAAGACAUAAUUGAGUAUUGCGAAGAGAAAGAAAUAAAUGAUUGGAGAAAUGAACACAGGCAGCGGGAGAAAGAAUAUAGAAAAAAAUUAGCUGAGUUAAAGAAUACAUGUAAGCAGGAAAUACAGUCGCCAGAAGAUCUUUUUAAAAAACUUGAUGCUUUAGAACUUCAGGAAGAAUUAGAAGAUGAGCUUAUUAGAUUAGAAGACGAAAAUCAAUUAGACGAUGAUCAGUAUUAUGAUGAGUCCGAAGUUGAUUCUGAAUCAUAUUCGUCUGAUUAUUCUGAAGAGGCAACCAAUGAAGUUCAUCAAAAAAAAUCAUCGAAAGUAAAUCAUCGGCUUCAAAUAUUAAAUAGUGUAAAUACAUCUGAACUACAAUCAGAUUUGAAAAAUUCACAUAAAAAUGGAUUAAAUUCUCACAAUGUUCAUGAAAAUGAUUCAUUUAGCAGUACAAAUAAUGGAAUGGAGCUUACCAUUAAAUCAAAAACAGAAGAUUCCACUCCAGAAAUGAUAAAAGGGUCUGAUAAAUCAAAAACGAAAGAGAAAAAGGUCGUUUUUGCUGAACCUCAAGUAAAAUAUUUUAGUAAUGAAGAAGAGAUGGAAGUUGCUACAGAAAAAAGAAGAGUUUCAGUGAUUGAACAACGAUUAUAUGAAUAUUCUAAAGAAGAUGAUGAGUCUGAAGAUGAAAGUGAUGAAGAUGAAACAAUCCGAAUUUAUUUUAAACAUUCUGAUAAAGAAUCUAUUCAUUCUUCAUCAAAUGGCGAAGAAAUUCUAAGCCCACGAGACAUUUAUAAAAUAAUUCCUAGCCCAAAAUCAAUUCUUAAAAAGACUUCGGGUGAUAUUCAAUAUAACGUACAAUCUUCACUUGUAAAUAAUUCUGCUUCAGAAGAAGAAAGCAAUGCAGAGUACGAUAUUCCUUCUGCUUAUGAAUCUGUUGUGAAAGACGUAAAAGAAAGAGUAAUCGAAACAAACGUGAACCCUCCAAAAACAACACAAAAACAGAAAUUAGUUAGCAAAUUUAAGUUGGAAAGAGCUGGACUCAAGAAGUGAAUUACAUGCAACAAAGUGAUUUAAUUACUGUAUCAAUCUUCUUGAACUUAAAGCAGUCCCUAGUGUCACAUUGACGUAUUUUUUGGUGUUCAGAUUGGAAAAUUUAUUUUAUUAAUGAAACUUAAAAAGCCAGAAAAAAUAUAUGACACCAAUCACUAUAA
Messenger RNA from Chelonus insularis, 1913 nucleotides. RefSeq names its product unconventional prefoldin RPB5 interactor (gene uri). Lineage: Eukaryota; Metazoa; Arthropoda; Insecta; Hymenoptera; Braconidae. Bases 283 to 1752 code for a protein of 489 amino acids. Gene Ontology annotation, molecular function: phosphatase inhibitor activity; chromatin binding; transcription corepressor activity. The record is from RefSeq and is a predicted model, not a curated record. The transcript is spliced from 7 exons. Gene Ontology annotation, biological process: negative regulation of transcription by RNA polymerase II; negative regulation of phosphatase activity.